AUGGACUCUUCCAACCCAGCAAUGGCGUCUACGUUGAGCGAGGCCAAAUAUAUCCAGUUUCCUUGCCUUCCUGAUGAUGCGAAACAUGAAGAUGGAACCCCAGCACUGAAUAGGUACUCGACUACGAUCACCAGAGGACAUGAGUUUCCAGGUGCCAAGGCAAUGCUCUAUGCGGCCGGUGUCCCCGACCAGGAUGCCAUGGCUAAAAGCCCACAGGUUGGAGUUGCGUCGGUAUGGUGGGAGGGGAAUCCGUGCAAUAUGCACCUUUUGGACAUGGGAAAGACCGUGAAGAAGGCAGUCACAGAUCAGGGCAUGAUCGGGUGGCAAUACAAUACUGUUGGAGUUUCAGAUGCGAUAACCAUGGGCAGUGAAGGCAUGCGAUUUUCUCUUCAAACACGUGAAAUCAUUGCGGAUAGUGUCGAGACUGUUACCUGCGCUCAGUACCAUGAUGCCUGUAUCGCCAUUCCUGGAUGCGACAAGAACAUGCCCGGUGUGGUGAUGGGGAUGGCCAGACACAACCGGCCAUCGAUCAUGAUCUACGGCGGUACUAUCCAAAUUGGGUACUCCAACCUUCUCCGGAAGCCAAUCAAUGUAUCUUCAUGCUUUGAGGCUGCAGGGGCUUAUGCAUACAAUACCCUGCGUCAGCCAGAUGAUGGUGGAGAUACCAGCAAGACUAAGGACGAGAUCAUGGAUGACCUCGAAAAACAUGCCUGUCCUAGCGCAGGAGCAUGUGGAGGCAUGUUCACUGCAAACACUAUGGCCACGGCCAUCGAGACAAUGGGCCUGUCCUUGCCCGGGUCGUCCUCCACACCAGCAUCUUCACCAUCAAAAAUGCGAGAAUGCGUCAAGGUGGCCGAUGCUAUUAAGAUUUGCAUGGAGAAGAAUAUCAGACCCCGCGAUUUGCUAACUAAGCGGUCCUUUGAAAACGCCUUGGUCAUUACGAUGGCUUUGGGAGGGAGCACCAAUGGCGUUCUCCAUUUCCUCGCCAUGGCUCGAACAGCGGGUGUUGAUCUCACCCUGGAUGACAUCCAGAGGGUUAGCGACAAGAUUCCUUUCAUUGCCAACCUUGCUCCCAGUGGGAAAUACUAUAUGGCGGAUUUAUAUGACAUCGGGGGCGUCCCGUCGGUCCAAAAGUUACUGAUUGCCGCGGGCCUGCUCGACGGUGAUAUCUUGACUGUCACCGGGAAGACCUUGGCUGAGAAUGUGGAGUCCUUCCCAUCUUUACCUGACGACCAAGUUAUUAUCCAUCCUCUGGAUAAUCCCAUUAAGUCAACUGGCCAUCUGCAGAUCCUCCGUGGCAAUCUCGCUCCAGGCGGUGCGGUGGCGAAGAUCACUGGGAAGGAAGGGACUAUAUUCACAGGGAAGGCGCGAGUGUUCGAUAAGGAGCAUCAGCUCAACGAGGCUCUAAACCAGGGACAAAUCCCACGGGGCGAAAAUUUGGUGAUUGUCGUCCGCUACGAGGGCCCCAAGGGUGGACCGGGAAUGCCAGAACAACUCAAAGCUAGCGCGGCCUUAAUGGGAGCCAAACUUACCAACGUGGCCCUGAUCACGGAUGGACGAUAUUCGGGAGCGAGUCACGGAUUCAUCGUGGGACACAUUGUGCCCGAGGCUGCGGUGGGAGGACCGAUUGCCGUUGUUCGUGACGGCGAUGUGAUCACGAUUAAUGCAGAAACCAACGAGAUCAAUAUGGAUGUUUCGCAGGAGGAAAUCCAGCAGCGAUUGAAGGAAUGGCGGCCACCAGUGCCGCAAGUUACACGAGGAGUAUUGGCCAAGUAUGCACGGCUAGUAGGGGAUGCAUCGAACGGUGCCAUGACUGACUUGUUCUGA
Messenger RNA from Aspergillus tanneri, 1827 nucleotides. RefSeq names its product putative mitochondrial dihydroxy acid dehydratase (gene ilv3B). Gene Ontology annotation, cellular component: mitochondrion. The record is from RefSeq and is a predicted model, not a curated record. Gene Ontology annotation, biological process: branched-chain amino acid biosynthetic process. The transcript has 3 exons. Lineage: Eukaryota; Fungi; Ascomycota; Eurotiomycetes; Eurotiales; Aspergillaceae. Gene Ontology annotation, molecular function: dihydroxy-acid dehydratase activity. The coding region runs from base 1 to 1827 and encodes 608 amino acids.